This is a messenger RNA of Cyprinodon variegatus (sheepshead minnow), 8389 nucleotides long. It is a transcript of the gene arhgef17, whose product is annotated as Rho guanine nucleotide exchange factor 17. The record is from RefSeq and is a predicted model, not a curated record. Lineage: Eukaryota; Metazoa; Chordata; Actinopteri; Cyprinodontiformes; Cyprinodontidae. Bases 448 to 8367 code for a protein of 2639 amino acids. Gene Ontology annotation, molecular function: guanyl-nucleotide exchange factor activity; protein binding. The transcript has 24 exons. Gene Ontology annotation, biological process: actin cytoskeleton organization.
ACAACAAAAAAAAGCAAAUGUUGCCAAAAUAGGAAAUCCACAAAUAUUUGAGAGUGGUCGGGUCCCAUGCAGGAGGAUGCGCGCAGAGGUUCAAACAACAGGAAUAAUAAUGGAAAAGUCGUGUUUGUGAGGAGGGUGGCUGAGGGAAGUUUGGGGCCAAAAAAACUUUUUUUGUUUUUUUUUUCUGAACGGAUAUUUUCGCCAAACGAUAAAAUAUGUAAGUUUUUGAUCAAGAGGCCUGCCCUCACCUUUUUUUUUUCUUUUCCCCCCCCAUUGUCUGGUUGUUUUAUAAGUUAGAGAAAAACUGGAUGUUUUACUAACAGUUUAAAUUAAAAACAAAAAGGAAUUGGUUUGGGGUUAGUAGAGAUUGGGCUGUAUGAGGAGGGGAAGAAUGGAGCCACAGCUGAAAAAAGUGCUUUGAGUUGCAACAAAGAAAAGACAUGAACAAUGGCAGAAAGAAAAGAGAAGAAAGCGAGCGUGUAUCGCAGCGUCUCUUUCAAAAAGUUGGCCCCAAGUAGUGAGGAGCAGCGAAACAAACCAGAGGGUUCGGAGGUUGUCGGUGUCGCCCUCCCCCCGGAGCCCAGCCGAGCAGAACAAUCCUGGGCGACGCGUAAUGUCAGUGUGUCAAGAAAAGUUUCCAAAAUCUCAGCCACCGCAACCGCAGAGCCAAAGAGAGGCUCCUCGACUCUUCCCUCCUCCAUUUCUCCAUCCAUCCGCCAGCUCACGGAGAGGUUCGGCAGCAGGAGGAGCGGCGGAUCCACCAUUGCGCACCGAGCCUCACCGGGAGAUGGUGCGGCGCUGACGCGGGAGAGCGGCGCUCUGCUCCGGGCCCGAGGCGACAACAGAGACGGAUCUCCGUGUCGUAAAUCUCCCCACGAAGACAGCGGUGAGGGGUGUUUCCUGGAGAGCGAUUCUCUGUCGGACAGUAAAGCGCUGAAGUUUCACUCUGGGACCGAUUCUGUGUCUGGCUCCGACUCUGAGAGAAAAUGCGAUAAGUGGAUUUUUACGCGUUUAUCAGCAGCGAGCUGCCAGUCUGGUAAGAAAGGAUAUUCUAAGAUACAUUCCGCUGAACUUAGAAAGAGUUUAACGACAGACGAGGAUGAGGAUGUUGGAAGUAAAGAGACUCUCCCACCUUGUAAAUCUAACAGAAGUUAUCACCACAUCCCCACACAUUCGGAAAGGUGGCCCAGUGUUACCAAAAUCAGACAACUUUUCGACGAGAAAGCUCUGCAGCCAUCCAAGACUAACACCUGUGAAGUUUUAAAAACAGCUGGCCGAGCUUAUUUACUUGACCCAAGCUUGAGUGAAAGUGAAGUUUGCAUUUCUGCUUUCAACAAAUGCAUACCUGGAUCACAAAGUGAGGACACUGCUAAAGAAACUUCUUGUGACUGUGCAGAUUUUUAUUCCAAAACUGAACAUCAUCAGCAUUCUAAUGAAGAGGAAGGAGACAUAGAAAAGGCUGAGGUAUCUUCUAGAAGUCGUUUUUACACCUGGUCUAAUCAUCCAAGGAUUAAUUUAUCAACAUGCAGAUUUCAUAGUGCCAAUGCUCAGUCAGAUGCUACCUGCAAGUUCCCCAGAUUGACACCUGACUCUAAACCUGACCUUCAACCUUGUGCUGCUCCUUAUUCAAGACCAUCAGAAGGUUUAGACACCUCCUCCUGCUCCUCCUCUCUACAGCAGUCGACAGAGAGGGAGAGAAGGGAUAGACAGGGGGUCGGGCUGCCCAGGGAUAGUUUACAUUCCUCACAUAGCUCCUCUAGAGCACCAGCCCCCACCACCUCCUCCAUCUCCUCUACUUCAGCUCUAGAUAAAUCUAUUACCUCCUGUUCUUCUGCUGUAGCUCCCCCCUCUGAGCCAGGAGCCUCUACAAAGGUUAGUUCUCCACUCAGCUUUUAUUGGAGGUUAAGCUCUGGAGACGAAGAAGAGGUGCUCAUCAGAAGAAGAAGAGGAGUGGCUUGGGGUUAUCCCUCCUGUCCUGCUUCCUCUGUCACUUGCUGGGGAGGGGAGAAGAGCAACACUGAGCAAGGGGGCAGCUAUUUAUCCCGCAAUAAAAAUGCCCGCUGUGGUGCAAAGAUCUUUGGUAGGUCAUCAGGCAGUGAGGAAGACAUCCCUUCUUCAUUAGGCCCCCACUGUCGUGAGCAAGUGCGCCGUCGCUCUCUAAGAAAGAAGAAGAAGGUCACUGGGGCUGCUCAAGCAACAGGUCGCGAUGAUUACAAUGAUCAGUAUGGUGAAUCAGAAGACAGUGAUAGUGACCCAGCCCUGACCAUGGAUCACACACAGAGAGAGCACCACAACACUGGAGAAGUUAUACUGACAUUACGUCGGAGCCAAUCAACCAGAGAAGCUGGCGCUCGUAGCAACAGAGCCAGGGUGCAGCACUGGGAGCGCAUCUCCUCACCUGCAAUGUCCAGCACACUUCCUGUUGUAUCCCGAGUGUCAAAGGUGAAGAUACCCCCUUUUGUUUCCAGUCCUGGUGAUUCAUGCCUUGGUAGCAGAUAUUCCAGCACUGAGACACUUAAAGAUGAGGACCAGAGAACUGAUGGCAGCUGUGGAGCCAAUAUGCUCUUUAACAGGGGGGGAACAGAAGGGAAUACGAGCAGAUCUGUUCCCUCCUCUGUAUUCAAUAAAACUUAUCAUGGGAAUUUUACUAUGUACCGGUCCCCUAGCUUUGGACAUGGAGAUAACUUCUCCCGUGCCCCUGCCCGGGUGCGUCCAAAGAUUUUGCCCACAGUAACUUGCAUACAAGGUUUAACACCCAAAGAAUGUGGGGGAGUAAGGGGUCCUGAAACGGCUGUUUUUACAAAAACAACAGGGAGGGAAACUGCAAAGAAGGAUGGCAAGAUUUCUAUGUCCAACCCAGAUAUCACAUCAGAAACUAUGACUCUCUUAAACUCACUAAAGAACGACGUUCCAAAACUGAAAAUGCGAAGACCAAGUGGAGGGGACCGAAGUGGGGCUGGGGAUAAGUCGUCAGAGUACUGUAGGGACUCGGACAUUCGGGGUGGGACAAAUUUACCUUUGGGUCACCGCCCCUCACUAAAAGACCUAACAGCCACUCUAAGGCGCACAAAAUCCUUCACUUAUUCAGACAAACCUUCAACAGGUGCAAGGUCUUACUUUACAAAUAGACCAACAAAGAGGAGUUCUUCUGAGCAGCAACUUGACUUGGAUGAUGAGAGAACUGAGGGAAAGGUGGUGGUGUCAGACAGAGAAGUAGAAAGUGAUAGUGGGGAUUUUAGGUAUGGGCAAAAUCCGAGGAUUUAUCGAUUGGAGGACGAGGAUGGGGAAGUGAUGCCAACUCCACUAGAGGAGAGGUGUGUACAGGAAGCUAGGCAGGUCAUUCAAGAUAUCUGCCAGAUGUGCACUAGGGAUGAGGAUGAUGUAGCUUUAAUGUCAUCUGAUACUAUUUUGGGGGAUGAAGAUUUACAGGUCAAGCAAACAGAUGACGGCAAGGAAGGAGCAGGAGGCGUUAAAGAUGAGAGGAGAGCAGCUCAAGUGUCUGAGAACACAAAAGACAAAGAUAAACAUGAGCAGGAGAGAGAGAGCAGGGAGAGGAGUGAAUCAAGUAUGCAGCUGGAGAAGCUAAACAGUAGGGGUACAGACGCAUGGGAGAAGUCGAAUAGACAAAGCAGAGAGCUGGAGAGAGCAUUACUGAAGGGCGACUCAGAGGAAAGCAUGCUCUAUGACCGCUCCAUGGAUGAACUUUCAGGCCAUGAGUCCAGCUUAACGGAUGAGGGGAUUGUGACAGAGCCAGAGACGGGUCCCGGUGACCUCUCAGAGAGGCCCUUCCUGAGAGCAGCUGGAGAUAAUUUAGGUUCAAGAAUAGCAAAAAAUGUUCUGGGGCAGCCCGUGAUUGGAUGGAAGCAGUCAACUGAAGUAGAAGACUUCAAGCAAGAUGAAAAGUCAAUGCCAGGGAGCAGCUUGAACUGUACAAACCGUCUGAAUGAAACGCUUUUUCCUCACUCUGUGACUCAUUCUGUCUGUACGGCUCAGAUUGACAAUCAUAGUAUGGAUAUGAAAGGUACUACUUGUAUAAACAAACCCAACUCUGAGGGAAUCCACGCUAACAGUACUCUGUCAAUGGGAGCCAUGCCAGCUGCAGCAUCCGAGGGAGGAAGUAGAGGAUUUGAAGCUCCUGCAACCCCAAGUGCACUCCGUCGAAGGCGCAAGUUCUCCCCCUCUGCUAACAACAACACAGGGUCUGAUUCUAGUAACGGCUCUCAUGCAGAGCCAACAAUAGCAGCUGUAGGAAAUAGCGAGUCCACUGUCUACCGUUCUCUUAGUGACCCCAUGCCUCAGCGGUGCUGUUCUGUAGCGGCAGAAGGGAGCAACAACUUUUCAUCAGUUGACAGCAACCUUUUGAGUUCCCUGUCUGUCAAAGGUGGAGGAGUUCCUCCUGAGGCCUCUGUUGCAUCUGCACUAUCCGAAUAUGAAGGCAGUGUGGCCAGUGACUUGUCUGUUUACAGCGAAAGUGGUUUACGAGAUGAUGGCAUUCAGGAUUACAGUAGGGUAAUCAGAAAUAUUGUAGCUGAGCCCGGUGCAAUGGACAGGUUGAUCAUAGAUGAUCAUGGCAAUGGCAAGGCCCCCAAGAAGAAGUCCUUUAGUGACCCCAGUCGUCGUAGUGAGGCUCCUACAGUCUCCCAAAUUGAUCCUCAAACUGGCAGCACGCACCAAGUCAGUGAGUUGGAUCAAUCUGGACAGAUUCCACCUUCUAGCAGUGAACCAAUCCUCAGUGAGCAAAGAGAGGAACUGUGGCAGUCGGAGGCUAAGCCCACACAAAUGCUACAGGCUGAGAUGGCUGCCUCCCAGCCAGAAAGUAUGGCUCUAUCUGAUAACCCUGAGGAUGAAGAUGAUUUGAUAGACAACGAUUCAAAGGAAGAGAAGUUUAACUUGGAUCUCAAGCUCGCUGAGGUUCUGUCUCCCAGAGUAAUACGUCGGCCACCUAAAAAGAGACCUAAUAGAUUACAGUCUCUGCCUGAUAAUGCCCAAUUUCAGCCCAUUGAAGUAGGAUUAGAGGACACAGAGGACAUUAACCACAGUCGGCUCAUCUCAUCUCCUCCAGCAUCGCCACUGAAAUCCAAAAUGAAACCUAAGCACAUUCGCCACAUCAGUGAGCCUGCCACCUUUGUCCCCAUCUCCCCACCUGCACAUCUUCAGCCACUGAAAGAAGUUGAAUUCCAAGCAGUACCUCCAGGAGAAGGAGCCCCAUCUCAAGAGGUCUUAGCACAGAAGUAUAGUCUUGAGGACACUGAGGGCAGGCCUGUUGCUACAGCAAGCAAUGGAGCUCAGGGUUUAGUUUCUAAUGCAGAGGGCUCAGAUAGGACAAACAGUUUUGGACCUAAUGACACUGGAUCUCAGAAGGCCAGCAUGGAGGAUACAUUAUCAGCAGCUGCUCCACAGAAGACCAAACCCAAAGUGGACAUGAGGAGACAUGUAAUGAUGACCCUCCUGGACACCGAGCAGUCAUACGUGGAAUCUCUACGCACUCUUAUUCAGGGCUACAUGCGUCCUCUAAAACAACCGGACGGUAACUCCAUCGUGGAUCCUUUGCUGGUGGACGAGAUGUUUUAUCAGAUCCCAGAGAUCCUGGAACACCACGAACAGUUCUUGGAGCAGGUUGCAGGCUGCGUCAGCCAGUGGCACGACAGGCAGACUGUUGGACACCUCCUCAUUCAUUCAUUCUCCAAAGAUGCUCUGGCUGACAUGUAUUCGGCAUACAUUGACAACUUUCUUAACGCUAAAGACGCCGUGAGGAUCGCCAAGGAGGCGAAGCCAGCUUUUCACAAGUUUCUGGAGCAAAACAUGCGUGAGAACAAGGAGAAGCAAGCUCUGGGGGACCUAAUGAUUAAGCCGGUGCAGAGAAUUCCUCGAUACGAGCUGCUGGUUAAGGACUUGUUGAAACACACGCCAGAGGAUCAUCCGGAUCAUCCCUUGUUGCUGGACGCUCAGAGGGACAUCAAGCGACUGGCGGAAAAAAUCAACAAGGGACGUCGGUCCGCCGAGGAAGCAGAGAGGGAGGCCAGGGUUAUCCAGGAGAUCGAGGCGCACAUAGAGGGAGUGGAACAUAUUUUCAAUCCACAGAGGAAGUUCUUGAGACAGGAAAUAGUCAUGGAGGCGAAAACCGUAGGGGGGAAGAAAGACAGAUCCCUGUUCCUCUUCAGCGAUCUGAUCAUCUGCACCACUCUCAAGAGGAAGUCCGGCUCAUUAAGGCGCAGCUCCAUGAGCCUAUAUUCGGCUGCAAGUGUGAUUGAUACGUCCAGUAAAUACAAAUUCUUGUGGAAACUUCCUCUCGAGGACGUGGAGGUGGUGAAAAGUUCUUCUCAGGCGACCAACAGAGAGAGCAUCCAGAAGAUGAUCAGCCGAUUGGAUGAGGAUCUCAGCACUCUGGGUCAGAUCAGCAAACUAUCAGAGACCCUCAGCUUCCCUCAUCAGUCCCUAGAUGAGGCCAUUAAAGAUCUGAUGGCAUCUGUGCACAAAGAGCUCUCAGAGAAACAGUCUUUGGCCUUCAGCAUGACUUUCCUGCCAACGAAACUGGAGUUCACCACAGUCUCCGCUGAGAGCACCUUCGUUUUUGAGUUCAGCUCUCCUGACGCUCGCUCAUGCUUCGAACAGGCCUUUGAGGAUGCCAAGAAGAAGCUGGCUAUGAACAAGGACCAGUGGGAUCCAGAAUUCCUAAAGGCUAUCCCUAUUAUGAAGACCCGCAGUGGGAUGCAGUUUUCUUGUGCCUCGCCGAGCCACAGCUGUCCUGACAGUGGCUGUGAAGUUUGGGUGUGUAACAGCGACGGAUACGUGGGUCAGGUUUGCUUGUUGAAUAUAAAAGAUGAGCCCACAGUGGAGGCCUGCAUCGCUGUCUGCUCAGCCAGGAUCAUCUGUAUCGCUGCGGUUCCAGGACUCAAGGGAAGGGAUCGUGUGUCAGAACCUGCUCCAACCUCCGGACCCCCCAGUCACCCCCAACAGCAGCUCAACAUCUCGAUAUCACCUUCUACUCUGGAGCUGACAGAGCAGCCUACAGGACCAGGGGCGGAGCUUGUUCCCUUUGACAGCGAUGACUCAGACGAUGAGGAUUCACCUAGUCCUUCUUCAACUUUGCAGAGUCAGGCCAGUCACUCCACCAUAUCCUCCAGCUAUGGCAAUGAUGAGGGUCUGAGCUCCAAAGACAUGGCCACGGAGACCACCAGCAGCGAGGAGGAGCAGGAGUUUCCUGUCCCGAGCUCCUUUGGUGCUCCAGGGAUGCUGGGAGUAGGAGGAGGGAGUCGUGCCCACACAGAGAGCCCUAUGGAUGGCCGGGCUAUGCGGCGAUCCUCACGGGGGUCCUUCACCAGAGCGAGUCUGGAGGAUCUGCUGAGUAUCGACCCGGAGGCCUAUCAGAGCUCCGUGUGGCUUGGCACAGAAGAUGGAUGCAUCCAUGUAUACCAAUCCUCAGACAAUAUCCGAAACCGUAAAAACAGCAUGAAGAUGCAGCAUUCUGCCUCCAUCCUCUGUAUACUGUAUUUAGACAACAAAGUGUUUGUAUCAUUAGCAAACGGUGAGGUGAUCGUCUAUCAAAGAGAGGCAGGUAGUUUCUGGGAUCCUCAGUCUUCCCAGACCUUAGUUCUUGGUACACCCAGUAGUCCAGUUACCAAAAUGGUUCCAGUUGGAGGGAAACUCUGGUGUGGCUCCCAGAACAGAGUUCUUAUUAUCAACACUACUACACUGGUACAGGAGCACUGGUUCCAGGUCGGCACUGACAGCAAUCGCUGCGUUACAUGCAUGGUGGUUUAUGGUCAAGGUGUGUGGCUGGCGCUGCAGGGCAGUGCACAGGUCAGGCUGUACCAUGCUCAGACCUGGGAGAGCCUGACGGAGAUUGACGUGGCUCCAGCCGUGCACAAAAUGCUUGCAGGUGCAGAUGCAAUCAUCAGACAGCACAAAGCUGCCUGCCUCAGGAUCACUGCCUUAUUGGCCUGUAAGGAUCUGCUAUGGAUUGGCACCAGUGCAGGGGUGGUACUCACGCUGCCGAUCCCAAUGGUAAGCUUAGGAACUGUUGCUGGUACUCUGAGGUCACCUCUGGCUCCAAUGGGUUCGGCUCACGGACACACGGGGCACGUUCGCUUCCUGACUUCUAUCGAACUACCAGAAGGGUUCAACAUGAACUUCCCUUCAACAACUACAGACACUGCAGGCAAUAACUCUCAGAGGAGCAGCAUAGACGAUGGGAGCCUCCAGAGACGCGACUCCACACACCGCAGAGCCUCGACCCACAUCCCUGCGAAGACAAAUCAUCUGGUCAUUUCUGGCGGAGAUGGCUAUGAGGACUUCAGACUGACCAGCAGUAGUGAAACCGUUGGCAGAGACGACAGCACCAACCACCUGUUGCUUUGGAGAGUCUGAGACAAUCGAACUCAAGAGUGUG